UGAUUUUGUAAGAGACAAACUUAGAGGAAAAUGUGGAGACUUCUGUCCCUAAGUGUUUUGGUAAUAAUCAAGAAAAAAUUAGAAACAGUAAGUAAUGACUUCAUUUCUGGAUUUUCUCACAAAUUUUUUUUUUUUUUUGAAACUAACUUGUUAGAAAUUUCCACUCAUUUUUUGGAGAAAAGAACAGGAGAUUACCUAGAAAACUAACUACCAGUGGAACAAUGCUUAACACUGGACUCACUGUAUGGAACCUCACUGGAACCACGCAUGGAGGAGGAGAGUAGCAGAAUGGAACAAAGGUUGUCCUGGGAAAUAAUUAUUUUCCAAAGAAGAGGGAACAGAGGCUUUUGUUCAGCCAAGAACAAGGGAAUUAUGACUUUUUAGUCUUCAUUGAGCUGCAUGGUGGCAAGACACAUUUCUGGGGACAAUGAAAUGAAUGAAAUUACCGAAGAAAUAAGAAUCAGGCUCUACAAUGACAACCUAUUUGGAAUUCAUCCAACAAAAUGAAGAACGAGAUGGAGUCCGAUUUAGCUGGAAUGUUUGGCCAUCAAGUCGACUAGAAGCUACAAGAAUGGUUGUUCCCGUAGCAGCCUUAUUUACACCACUGAAGGAGAGACCUGAUUUACCACCUAUUCAGUAUGAACCUGUUCUGUGUAGCAGGACCACUUGCCGUGCAGUUUUGAAUCCUUUAUGUCAAGUGGAUUACCGAGCAAAACUCUGGGCUUGCAACUUUUGUUACCAAAGGAAUCAGUUUCCACCUACUUACGCUGGUAUAUCUGAAUUGAAUCAACCUGCGGAGCUCUUACCUCAGUUUUCUAGCAUUGAAUAUGUAGUUCUGCGUGGUCCUCAGAUGCCUUUGAUAUUCCUCUAUGUGGUUGAUACUUGCAUGGAAGAUGAAGAUUUACAAGCCCUGAAAGAAUCUAUGCAGAUGUCAUUGAGUCUUUUACCACCUACAGCUUUGGUUGGACUUAUUACUUUUGGGAGAAUGGUACAGGUUCAUGAACUUGGAUGUGAGGGCAUUUCAAAAAGCUACGUGUUCAGAGGAACAAAAGAUUUGUCUGCCAAACAACUGCAGGAAAUGCUGGGACUCUCUAAAGUACCCGUUACUCAAGCUACACGUGGUCCUCAGGUACAACAGCCACCUCCUUCCAAUAGAUUCUUGCAGCCAGUACAGAAAAUAGACAUGAAUCUCACAGAUCUUCUGGGAGAACUGCAGCGAGACCCUUGGCCUGUACCACAGGGGAAGAGACCUUUGCGUUCCUCUGGGGUGGCACUUUCCAUAGCUGUAGGACUACUUGAGUGUACUUUUCCCAACACUGGUGCUCGUAUCAUGAUGUUCAUUGGCGGUCCAGCCACUCAGGGGCCUGGAAUGGUGGUUGGAGAUGAAUUGAAGACACCUAUAAGAUCAUGGCAUGACAUUGAAAAAGACAAUGCCAAAUAUGUUAAAAAGGGAACAAAGCAUUUUGAAGCAUUGGCUAAUCGAGCUGCUACGACUGGUCAUGUUAUUGAUAUAUAUGCCUGUGCGUUAGAUCAGACAGGUCUCCUGGAGAUGAAAUGCUGUCCCAACCUUACUGGAGGAUACAUGGUAAUGGGUGACUCUUUCAACACUUCCUUAUUCAAGCAGACUUUUCAAAGAGUUUUUACCAAAGAUAUGCAUGGACAGUUUAAAAUGGGCUUUGGUGGUACAUUAGAAAUAAAGACCUCAAGGGAAAUAAAGAUUUCAGGAGCUAUUGGACCCUGUGUGUCUCUCAAUUCUAAAGGACCUUGUGUGUCUGAAAAUGAGAUAGGAACAGGUGGCACUUGUCAAUGGAAGAUAUGUGGACUCAGUCCCACUACAACCUUAGCCAUAUAUUUUGAGGUUGUCAAUCAGCAUAAUGCUCCAAUUCCUCAAGGAGGGCGUGGUGCCAUCCAGUUUGUGACUCAGUAUCAGCAUUCAAGUGGACAGAGACGCAUCCGAGUGACCACCAUUGCUAGGAACUGGGCGGAUGCUCAAACUCAAAUCCAAAACAUUGCUGCAUCUUUCGACCAGGAGGCAGCUGCCAUUCUUAUGGCCCGGCUGGCAAUAUACAGGGCGGAAACAGAGGAAGGACCAGAUGUACUUAGAUGGCUAGACAGACAGCUCAUUCGACUGUGUCAGAAAUUUGGAGAAUAUCACAAAGAUGAUCCAAGCUCCUUCAGAUUUUCAGAAACUUUCUCCCUUUACCCUCAGUUUAUGUUUCAUUUAAGAAGAUCUCCUUUCUUGCAAGUUUUUAACAAUAGUCCUGAUGAGAGUUCAUAUUAUCGUCAUCAUUUUAUGCGUCAAGAUUUGACUCAGUCUCUAAUCAUGAUUCAGCCUAUUCUGUAUGCAUAUUCUUUUAGUGGACCACCAGAGCCGGUUCUUCUUGAUAGCAGCAGUAUUCUUGCAGAUCGCAUUCUUCUCAUGGACACGUUCUUCCAGAUUUUGAUUUACCAUGGUGAGACCAUUGCACAGUGGCGCAAGUCAGGAUACCAAGACAUGCCAGAAUAUGAAAAUUUCCGCCAUCUUCUACAAGCCCCAGUGGAUGAUGCCCAGGAGAUUCUUCACUCCAGAUUUCCAAUGCCAAGAUACAUUGAUACUGAACAUGGAGGUAGCCAGGCCCGUUUCCUGCUUUCAAAAGUCAACCCUUCCCAGACUCAUAAUAAUAUGUAUGCCUGGGGACAGGUAAGUGUAAAUAGUGGAUCUUGGAAAUUAUUUCUUUAUGUAUUUAAAGUUUGUCAUUUUAAUGAGAACUACACAUUUUCCUACAUAUUUGCUAAUGAUUUCUGUUGCAAAAGUAAUGAAAAAAUGAGUAGAAAAUCGAAUUAAGCAUUUGGUGUCACCAUAGAAAAUAAAAAGUAAUUAUGUCAAAUAGAAUUCCUUCAUAUCCCGAGUUUAGUACUACACCCUUGAGACAAAAAGCAAUAUGGUAUAUAAGAUAGGAAGUGAUGAUUUAAGCUAAUACUAGGACAUGAACUACAAAAGGGCCACACAUAGUAAGUUGGAGAGGUCAGGGAUUGUAAUUGAAUAAGAGUGGCAGGAAGCCUGGAAAUCAUUGUUAAUAUAUUUUAAUUUUUUUAAAUGUCCUACCUCUUGAUACAGUAUAUCAACAUUUAUUGAGUGUCCAAUGUACAGGAUUCUGUAUUGGUACUUUAGAGUAUAUAGUGAUCAUCCUUUUUUUUUUUUUUUUUUUUUUUAUGUUUCAGGUUCUUAUUUAAAUUCUAGUGAGUUAACAUACAGUGUAAUAUUUGUUUCAGGAGUAGAAUUUAGUGAUUCAUCGUUUUUAUCAUCCCUGCUUUUUUUUUUAUUUUUUUAUUUUUUUAAAUGUUUAUUUAUAUUUUGAGAGAGACAGAGACAGAGCAUAAGCCGGAGAGGGGCAGAGAGAGAGGGAGACACAGAAUCUGAAGCAGGCUCCAGGCUCCGAGCUGUCAGCACAGAGCCUGACACGGGGCUUGAACUUACAAGCCAUGAGAUCAUGACCUGAGCCCAAGUCAGACACUUAACCAACUGAGCCACCCAGGUGCCCCUUGAUCAUCCCUGCUUUUAAAGAGUUUGUAGUCUAGUAUUAGGAAAAGAUACAUAUCUGAGUAAUUAAAAUACACGAGUCAGUAUAAGAUAUGUUCUUUUAGAAAGAUAUAAAAUAUAGAGGGUUUAGAGAAGGAAGAGAGGAAGAGAGCACAUGGUGGCAGCAGGAGACAGUGUGUGAUAAGAAAAGAGCUCAGGAGAGGGGACAUUUCCUUAUAGAAUGGUUACUAUUUGAAGAAGUAGAAAUUGUAUGAGGAAGGGAAUUCCAGGUAGAGGACAGUAAGGUACAGGGACAUAUAGGGAUGAAUAGAACAAUAAACUGGAAAUGUAUUGUGCAGUUAAAUUGUAGAGGAUUUUGAAUGCCAGAUUGAGUGCUGAGGAGCUGAAUCUAUUGGUAAGUAAUAAAACAUUUUUUGGGCAGAGGAGCAAAUUUGAGUCUUAGAAAAUAUAGUUGAAUCUUAAGAUUAAUUGAGAACAGUCUGUAGGUUGAAACUAUAUUUUGAAGUAAUCCAAAUGAGGGGGAUUGAAGGCAAGAUAGUGAAAAGGAAUAGAUUUUGGUGAUAUUUUAAAAGUGGAACCAGUGAGAUUUGCUAGAAGUUGUAGGAAAGUAAAAGUUACUCUAAGGCAAGAUCGCUAAAUGCAAAAUCUGAAUUCUGAUUGGAUUCUAGAUUAGAGAAAACAGCUAUAAAGAACAUAAAUGGGAUGAUUUGUAUCCCAUUUGAAUAUGGACCAUAUAUCAGAUACAGGUAUAAUAUUAAAUUUCUGGAGUGUGAUUCUGCUGUUGUGGUUAUAUAGGAGGGUGUCCUUGACCUUGGGAGAUAUAUCCUGAAGUGUUUGAGGGUGGGGCACCCGAUUGGCUCAGUCGGUUAAGCAUCCGACUUUGGCUCAGGUCAUGGUCUUGCAGUUCAUGCAUUUGAGUCCCGUGUUGGGGUCUGUGCUGACAGCUUGGAGCCUGAAGCCUGCUUCAGAUUCUGUGUUUCCCUCUCUCUCUGCUUCUCCCCUGCUCAUACUCUGUGUAUCUUU
Panthera uncia (snow leopard) is the source of this 4543-nucleotide messenger RNA. RefSeq names its product SEC23 homolog A, COPII coat complex component (gene SEC23A). NCBI's taxonomy places the organism in Eukaryota, Metazoa, Chordata, Mammalia, Carnivora, Felidae. The coding region runs from base 473 to 2824 and encodes 783 amino acids. The transcript is spliced from 20 exons. The record is from RefSeq and is a predicted model, not a curated record. Gene Ontology annotation, molecular function: zinc ion binding; GTPase activator activity. Gene Ontology annotation, biological process: COPII-coated vesicle budding; COPII-coated vesicle cargo loading; intracellular protein transport. Gene Ontology annotation, cellular component: COPII vesicle coat; endoplasmic reticulum exit site.